UAGCAUAUACCACCCACUCCCAAAACAAACAUCUCGAAGGAGAGAACGAGGGAGAGCAAUGCUUGGGGCGGACGCCCUCGUGGUUGGGCUGGCCAAGUCGGCGGUGGAGGGGACGGUGAGCAGGGCCAGGGCGGCGAUCGAGGAGGAGAAGAAGCUGCAGAAGAGCGUGCGGUACGACCUGAAGAUCAUCUCGGACGAGUUCGAGAUGAUGAAGUCCUUCCUCAGCGUCACCAAGGGCCAUGUCACAGAUGAUAUGACGGGGACCUUGGUGAGGCAGGUCCGUGACAUGGCCUUAGACGUAGAGGAUUGGGUCGAGUUUGCUGUCCACGUUGACAUGAAUCCCAACUGGUGGCGCUGGACCAAGAACUGGUCGCGCCGCAUGCUGCGGUCCUGCGUGGAGUUCGUGCUGCUUGCGGAGCCUAGCACGAAUCUAGACAUUGCUGUUGCUGAUAUAGAGCUGCUCAAAGCUAGGGUUGAGGCCAUGGGUCAGCGGAACCUGCGCUACAGCCGCAUCGGCCACUCUGGCCCUCCGGCCGAGCAGCCUGCCGAGCUGCAUCAGCAGCCGGCAGCAGUGGGCAACGCCGCAGCAGCAUCGGACAUUCUCGCAACCGUGAGGGGGGCUGCGAGAAUUCAUAGCAAGCAGGUGGGACUCAGCAGGCAGGUGGGACUCGUCGAGUUGUUCAACAAGAAGAAGAAUGAUGGUGCCCUUCAAGUCGUUUCAGUGUUGGGAACAAGAGGCGACCUCGGGGUGAUGUCCAUCAAGAAUGCCUAUGACCAUCCAGAAACCAGCGACAACUUCAGAUGGCGCGCCUGGGCGAAGCUGAUGCAUCCCUUCAAUCCCCGUGAGUUCAUCCGGUGCUUGCUGGCUCAGUUCUACAAAAACUCUUGUCCGGUACAUCAACAGAGUGCCGACGUCAUGAAGACGAUGAAGGUGACGAUGGCGACAGACGACCUACUCAUCAAGGACUUCAAGAGGCAAAUAGAUCAGAAUUAUCUAGUUGUCCUUGAAGAUGUGUCGACCAUGGUUGACUGGGAGGCAGUCAGAGCGUACCUGCCUGACAAGAACAACGGCAGCUGCAUCGUCGUGCACACGCAGCAGCUUGGAAUUGCAACCGGGUGCCCAGGGCAUCCACACCGAGUAUUGGAGCUGGAAAAGUUAUCGGCUGACCAUUCUGUCUAUGUCUUCUUGAAGGAGGAUGCUACUGGAAAAGUUGAGGAAGAUUCCGUGGACAAGGUGAAAACGGCACGUGAAUGGCUAAAGAGACAUCCAUUUAUUGACCGUGACAUAUAUAUAAAGAAUUUAUCGUCUCGUCUCACCGAGUUGUCAAAUAUGAUUGGGCAUUGGCAAGUCUUAUCUGUGUGGGGGAUGCCUGGUGUUGGCAAGACGUCUCUCGUCAAAUACAUCUACUGCAAAAAACAGAUUCAGCUUGAAUCUAGUAAUGAAUUCAAGUUCGGUUGGGUGAAUGUAUCCUAUCGUUUUGAUUUGAUGGACUUCGCGCAUAACUUACUUUCGGAUUUGAAUCCUGGCUAUCUCCAAGACGGCAGGACAUCAAUGGUGAAUGACCCGAUUCAAGGGUGCCGUGAGUAUCUGCAUGAAUGUCGUGGCUUGAUUGUUAUCGACAGUUUGCGGUCCACAGAAGAAUGGAACUUGGUAAAAGAUGCCUUCGAUCAAACUUUCAAAGGCACUAUCAUUGCCAUUACCAACGACAAAAGUGUCGCCACACACUGCGCAAGGCACAUAGAACGCAAUGUGUUGGAGAUCAAAGGUCUAGAAGUUGACAACGCCAAACUCUUCAAUCAGGAUAACCUGGACAAGGCGAAAGCGGCACGUGAAUGGCAAAAGGAACAUCCACUUAUUGGCCGUGACAGAGGUUUUUUGGAUUCCUUUAAGCUCAUCAAUCGUUCAAGUGGCGCGGUCGCCUGUGUGUGGGGUAUGUGCGGUGUUGGCAAGUCGUUUUUUGUCAAACACCUCUACAGCAUAUGGCAGAUUGAUUACGAAUUAUUUAAUAGCUUCAAGUUCGGUUGGGUGAACGUAUCCCAUCCGCUCAAUUUAAUGGACUUUGCGCGGAGCUUGCUUUUGGAUUUGAAUCCUGGGUAUCCCCAAGACAGCACGGCAUCAACAGUCAAGGACCCGAUCCAAGGGUGCCGCGAGUAUCUGCAUAAACGUGAUGGCCUGAUUGUUAUCGACGGUCUGCAAUCCGUGGAAGAAUGGGACUUGGUAAAAGCUGCCUUCGAUGGAACUUUUAAAGGCUGCAUCAUUGUUAUUACCAAUGAAGAAAGUGUCGCCAAAUACUGUGCAACACACAGCGAAGAUGUGAGGAACGUCGAAGGUCUACAAGCUGACCACGCCAUUGAACUCCUCAACAAGGAACUUAAGAAGAAGAAGUGGGACAUAGUAACUGACGAGAAAAUGCAUACUACCUUGCACCAGUGUGGAGGACUUCCUAAGGUCAUACGUGCAGCAGCUGAUCUUGGAUGUCCGGAUAACCUUAUGUCUCGAUUGGCCAACAUCGAAGAUAUGAAAGAUCUGUUUGCCUGGUUGCUUUCCUACUUCAGUUCCAGCCCGGAUGUCAUCAAGCCUUGUAUCUUCUACCUGUCAGUCUUCCCUAUGAACCACACCAUCCGGCGGAGACGUCUGGUGAGGCGGUGGAUCGCAGAGGGAUACUCCAGAAACAAUAAAGAAACCACUAUGGAGGAGGACGGGGAGAUGUCCUUUCUUAAGCUCAUCAGUCUAAGCAUGGUCCUGGUGCCAAGGUUUAACCAAUCGAGCCUGCGCAUGCGGACGCCCUUGUGCCAAGCCAAUGGUUUCUUUCUUGAAUACAUAAACUCACAGUCACAGCGAAUGGAAGACAACCUUGUAUUUGCACUGAAGGGGCAUUGCAGAAAGAACUGGCAGCACAUAGGACGGCACCUUGCCAUAGAUGAGACAUGGGACAGAGACGAAAAUGUAUUUGGGAGCAUCGACUUUUCACGGCUACGGUCUUUGACGGUGUUUGGUAAGUGGAAAUCGUUCUUCAUCUCUGACAAGAUGAGGCUGCUCCGGGUUCUGGAUCUAGAGGAUGCAUCUUCAGAUGUAACAAAUGAUGAUGUCAAAAAGAUGGUGAAGGUACUUCACAACCUCAAGUUCCUCUCCCUGAGAAAGUGCGAGGGAAUCACUCGUCUUCCAGAAUCUUUGGGAGAUCUGAAGCAGCUCCAAACUCUCGACAUUAGGGGAACCUUUGUGGUAGAGCUACCAAAGAGUAUCAUCAAGAUAGAGAAGCUACAAUACAUUCGUGCUGGUUGUGGUACCAAACUACCAGCACAUGAUGAUGACUGCAGUAGGGUAUCACCAGCAUCUCCUUUGCCAUCACCACCACCAACAGCAGUAGCAUCGUCACCACCACCUGCAGAGCCAGAAGUGGUAGCAGUAGCAACACCAGAACCAGCAAUGUCAGAAGCAGCAGCACUAGCGCAGCCGCCAACAGAAGCUGCAGCUGCAGCGCCACCACCAGCAGCACUAGAACCAGCAGCAGCAGAGAGCACAUCAUUACUAGCAAGAUGCUCCUGUGCUACUCUGGUGCCAAACUUGCUGUCGAAGUUCCGCCGUGUUGACAAAUGUUGUCACCACACUGGCGUCAAGGUGCCUAGAGGGAUAGGGAAGCUUAGCAACCUGCACACACUGGGUGUAGUUAAUAUCAGCACCGCAGGCAGGAAGGCUAUCGUGGCGGAGCUUAGGAACCUUACCCAACUGCACAAGCUCGGGGUGUCCGGCAUCAACAAGGACAACUGCCAAACAUUUUUUUCAGCCAUCUCAGGUCUUGUCCAUCUGGAAUCCUUGUCACUGGAGGUGGAGAUCGAUGGGGACAAUGAAGUAGACUUCUUGAACGAAAUCCUACCACCGCCGGUGAGGAGCCUCAAGUUGUACGGACUCAGACACAAGUUACCACAAUGGAUCAAGAAGCUCCAGACGUCUCUCAUAAAAUUGAGUUUACAGAUGACUAUGCUACCAGAAGAGGGGACACAUCUCCUUCCAAUGAAUCUACAGUUUCUACGUCUUUUCUUGUCGGAGGUCCAGGUUCAUAAACUCCACUUCGGCGGAGCAGAACAUGCUUUCAUGGUGGACUUCCUCGAGAUUUCUUGCAGCUCCAGGUUGGAGACUAAAAUAGAGUUUGACAGGAUUUCAUGUUUCAUUAAGGUUCUGAGGAUUCGGGGCAGGCAUGUGCAGAUCUCUGGCCUACAGAAUGCACUUGGUCUGGAGCAAAUCUGGCUUAGCAGGCCUUAUGAUGACGCCCUCAAGCAAGAUUUGGAGAGUGAGAUUGCCAAGUACCCUGAAGGACGACGCAAGCCUGUUUUCAGGCUGGAGGAGCCAACCUCGCCGAUCCCAUGGCUGUGGACCAGCUCGUGAUGUUCAUACCCAUCGUAAUUUCCUCCAUCAUCCCA
This is a messenger RNA of Panicum virgatum (switchgrass), 4419 nucleotides long. RefSeq lists its product as uncharacterized. Lineage: Eukaryota; Viridiplantae; Streptophyta; Magnoliopsida; Poales; Poaceae. The coding region runs from base 59 to 4384 and encodes 1441 amino acids. The record is from RefSeq and is a predicted model, not a curated record. Gene Ontology annotation, biological process: defense response to other organism. The transcript is spliced from 4 exons. Gene Ontology annotation, molecular function: ADP binding.